UUUUCCCUGGCUUCCUGUUGUCAACUUUUGCAUACUGUUUAUCAACCUGUCUCCAGGACUCCUCGGUGAAGUUCUUUUUUAACCACUUCAGAGGGAAGAAAUGACUUUUCACCUGGGAAAUUAACAAUCUGGUUGACCUUUUACAAGCGUGCUUCCCACAAAGCUUGUCACCAUGAGAAGCAGGAGCAACUCGGGCGUGAAAUUGGACAACUAUGCCCGCAUAGUACAUCAAACUAUCCUGCAGCACCAGGAUCCCGUCACAGGCCUCCUACCUGGCAGCAGCGACCAGCCGGACGCUUGGGUCCGAGACAAUGUUUACAGCAUCUUGUCCGUGUGGGCCCUCAGCCUGGCCUACAGGAAGAACGCUGACCGGGAUGAAGACAAGGCCAAAGCCUACGAACUGGAGCAGAGUGUAGUGAAGCUAAUGAGAGGAAUCCUACAGUGCGUAAUGAGGCAGCUGGAUAAAGUAGAGAAGUUCAAGUACAGUCGCAGCACGUCCGACUCUCUCCAUGCCAAGUACAACACUAGCACCUGUGCAACCGUGGUUGGCGACGACCAAUGGGGUCACCUGCAAGUGGAUGCCACCUCGCUCUUCCUGCUCUUCCUUGCCCAGAUGACAGCGUCUGGUCUUCAUAUCGUCUACACCCAGGACGAGGUGGACGUUGUGCAAAACCUCAUGUUCUACAUCGAGGCGGCUUACAAAGUGGCUGAUUAUGGAAUGUGGGAAAGAGGGGACAAAACCAACCAGGGCAUCACUGAGAUCAACGCCAGCUCCAUAGGCACUGCCAAGGCAGCUCUGGAGGCACUAGACGACCUCAACCUUUUUGGAGCCAAAGGUGGACCUGGAUCGGUGGUUCAUGCUCUGGCUGACGACAUCCAGCACUGCCAGUCCAUCCUGACCUCCAUGCUCCCAAGAGCAUCCAUCUCCAAGGAGGUGGAUGCAGGCAUCCUGGCCAUCAUCUCUUAUCCCGCAUUUGCUGUGGAGGACAUGAGUAUCGUCAACAUGACCAAGGAAGAAAUCAUCUCCAAGCUGCAGGGUCGCUACGGCUGCUGCAGGUUCCUCCGAGAUGGACACAAAACCCCAAAAGAGGAUCCCAAUCGUCUGUAUUACGAGUCAGCCGAGCUGAAGUUGUUUGAGAACAUUGAGUGCGAGUGGCCGCUCUUCUGGACCUACCUUAUCCUGGAUGGCAUUUUCAUCAACAGUCCCGAGCAGGUGCAGGAGUACCAGGAGGCUCUGGAGGGCAUCCUGAUCAAGCAGAAGGACGGAAUACGACUGCUACCGGAGCUCUACAGUGUCCCACCGGAUAAAGUGCAGGAGGAGUACAUGAAUCCUCACACAGUGGAGAGGAUUCCAAUGGGAAAGUGUCCCCUGAAGUGGGGACAGUCUCUGUACAUCCUGGGAAAGCUUCUGUCUGAGGGCUUUCUCGCUCCUGGAGAGAUCGACCCUCUGAACCGCCGCUUCUCCACCAUCCCCAAGCCGGAUGUGGUAGUACAAGUGUCCGUUCUGGCCGAGACAGAGGAGAUUAAAGAGCUGCUCUUGAAGAACGGUAUUGACGUGGAGAUGGUGGCUGACAUCCACCCAAUUCACGUGCAGCCUUCAAGGGUGCUCAGCCACAUCUACGCCCGACUUGGUCGGAACCCGAGGCUCGGUCUGACAGGACGGCCCUACAGGAGGAUCGGCGUGCUGGGAACCUCCAAGUUCUAUAUCAUCAGGAACACCAUCUUCUCAUUCACGCCUCAGUUCCUGGACCACCAGCAGUUCUACCUGGCUUUGGACAAUAAAAUGAUCGUGGAGAUGCUGAGGACAGACAUUUCCUACCUGUCGUCCAGGUGGAGGAUGACGGGAAGGCCCACUGUCACGUUCCCCAUCUCGCAGACGAUGCUGACCGAAGACCACACAAACCUGGACCCCGCUGUGCUGGCAACACUGAAGAAACUACAAGACGGCUACUACGGAGGAGCGAGGAUUCAGACGGGGAAGCUGUCGGAGUUCUUGACCACUUCCUGUUUUGCUCACCUCAGCUUCUUGGAUGGUAAGGUUUUGGGCAGCAUGGGCCAUGACGAGGAGUAUGAUGGUGAUGAUGAAACGGGUGACGGCGAGGGAUACGUGCAUGAGUUGCGCAAUGACGAUGAGGCUGAUGACCUCGCCCAGUACCUGGACCACCUCUUGGCCCACUCUGCCCCCAAGAAGCCCAAACUGAAGGCAGGUGGGCUGGGGAAGUUCAAGGCCGUAGCAACUAAAACAAAAGAGAUGGUGACCCUGAUGAACAAAGCACAGGAACUCAACGUGCAAGAAGUCAACAUGUACCUGCCCAAUAAGCUGUUUCGCUCCCAUCAGCCGUCACUCAAUCUGAACCUUCCGGACUGUUCCGCACCGCCAGACACUCAGGUCCCAGAGGUGACUGUGACAUCACAUAGUGGCGUGCCGCGGGAUGCCAGCGGGGCCAUCAAUUAUCAGGCAUUGGUUAUGCUCUUGAAAGGCACGCACAAUCUGCAGGACCAAGCCGACAUCCUCUACAUCCUCUUCAAGGACAAGGGCAUGGAGUGGGAUACCCACUUACACGGCAAAGGCCCCACGGUACGUUCGCUGCUCACUGACCUGUAUGAGAAGGCGGGGGAGCUGAAAGACUGGGGGCUGAUCAGGAUGAUAUCCGGAAUGCUGAGGAAGAAGGUUGAGGAGCUGGACUCGGCCUGCUCAGACUUGCUGGCCCACCAGAAGCACCUCACUGUGGGUCUUCCCCCUGAGCCUCGAGAAAAGACGAUCACCGCUCCCAUCCCGCCAGACCAACUGGCGGGACUCAUCGACGAGGCCAGCGACAACAAUAUAAGCGUGGCCAUACUCACCCAGGAGAUCAUGGUGUACCUGGCCAUGAGCAUCAGGACACAGCCCAACCUGUUCAGCGAGAUGUUUCGGCUCCGCAUCGGGCUCAUCAUCCAGGUCAUGGCUACGGAGCUCGGCCAGUCGCUGGACUGCUCUGGGGAGGAGGCCACUGAGAACCUGAUGAGUCUAAGCCCUUCGGAGCUGAAGAACCUCCUCCACCACAUCCUGAGUGGCAAGGAGUUUGGUGUUCAGCGCAGCGUGCGAGAUUCGGAGGCCGGCGUCAGUCCCGCCAUUUCCAUUCAUCACCUUGGCAACGUGGGCGCCACCAAGAGCGAGAGGGCCGGAAUCAGCAAGCUCAAAAGCGACAUGAAGAUGCUGGAGCACAGGAUGUCUCUGACAGGGCUCAGUAAGGUGAUGAUGCCAUGCGUGGGUGAUAAUUCACCGUUUAAUGACAGUUUGUUUUUGUUGCAGGCGGAUCGUAGAGUGUCUUUGACAGACGCAGUCAAGAGCCUUCGAUCUCAUUCACUGGACAUCAGCAACAUCGAGUCAGGGAGGUACAGACUUCCAUCUAUAGAGUCGCUGGACAUUCCGGAGAGCGUCUCAGUGGCGAAGGACACCAGACAUGGACAGUGGCUGCGCAGGAGGCGCCUGGACGGCUCGCUGAACCGAGUCCCAAUCGGCUUCUACCAGAAAGUCUGGAAGAUUCUGCAGAAAUGUCACGGUCUGUCAAUUGAUGGCUUUGUCCUUCCUUCGUCCACCACCAGAGAGAUGACCCCAGGCGAGAUCAAGUUUUCCGUCCACGUCGAGACUGUGCUGAACCGUAUCCCGCAGCCCGAGUACCGCCAACUGCUGGUGGAGGCCAUAUUGGUGCUCACUAUGCUGGCCGACGUCGACAUCCCCAGCAUCGGUUCCAUUAUCCACGUCGAGAAGAUCGUACAGCUGGCCAACGAGAUGUUCUGCCAGGACCAGAAAGACCUCGGAGCAGAGGAGCACAUUCUGGAACGCGAUCCGUCCACCGGCGUCUGCAUGUUGCUGUACGACAGUGCCCCCAGCGGCCGCUUCGGGAGCAUGACCUACCUCACCAAAGCGGUGGCGGCGUACGUGCAGGACUUCCUGCCUAGCGGUUCCUGCGCCGUACAGUGAGUUUAAAACAUUUACUAAGUUACUGUUAAGCGUCCUGGUCUCUGUCACCUCCACCAAUGUUCUUCUUUGGUCACAUCCGGUGCUAACACGUCACAUGCUGGAGGAUGUUCAAACACUGAUUUAGUUUACUGUUUUAUUUAUCUUACAGUCCUCAAAUUAGUGCCUAACUCAUUAAGGCACUCAUUUAAAGUCACGUUUUAAAGAUAAUGAACCUUUAAUAAUGCUAGGUUCAUCUUUAAAAAUGUUUUUUUACAGUUGAAUGAGAGACUUAAUGGGAGCAUAUUUUUGUGAUAUUGAAACAAACUAUUUUAAUUAUAGUAAGUUAAGUGCAGUUUACACAUAUAUUUGUCAAGGUUAGUUGUAAAUGCAGUGAAUUUUUUCAUAUAUUUGUGACCGAGAGUCAUCGGUUUGCUGCUGUAAGAGAUUGUUUAUCUGGUUUAUUUUGAUCAACUCGAGGCAUAUUGUUGUGAUUUAGCUCUACAGACGUAAUAAAAUUAAUUAUUUUGGCAAACAUAAAAGACAAUUUUAGCAUUUUUUAUCAUUUGAAUGUGGCUUCUCAGUUUUUAUUGGCCUGUGUGCACAUUAUACAAAAAAGAAGAAAAAAGUGCAAGACAGAGUUAUGUUGAUGCAAAAAAUCAAUACUCCUAAUUAUAGCAUGCUUUGUUCACAAUAACAAAGCUGACAUGCAGGCUCUUUAACUUGUACUUAUGUUUGUUAAAACAUUUUAUUUUUAAGUAUCCUUUAUUUUUUUCUCUGCGGAAAAAAGUUUGGACACACUUGAUAGGUAAAAUGACAAAGUAGCCACCAGAUAGCGACAGUCAUCACUGAAACCCGCAAGAUAAUCAAUUGAAAGGCUGAUAUUUUAACAAUUACCUGUGUUUUGAUUUUUAUAUCAUUUUCAUCCAUUAAUUUUCUGAUGUAUACAUUUAUAAAAUACAUUUAAUAAAGCCAGUUGAAUCGCAUUUGGGGUUCGAAGUUCCCCAGCGACUUCAGCAAGACGAAAAUAGGUUUUUGCUGAGGUGAAAAAACAUCCAGGACAAGAGCAAACAGAACAGAAUAAACACAGACUCUGUGCAGCCCUGAAAUGAUUGAUCUGUACCUUUCCCAAUACAUGCAUGUCAAUACAUGUGUACAUCGUUAGGCACACUUACUUACAUUUCCAAAUAUUUUCCAAUAUUUGCCCUCUAAUUACAUGACACUAUUUAUAUAUUUAUAAUAUAUUUAAUUGUAUAUUUUAUUCGCAUUACUUCUCUCUUUCUCAGUCGUCCUCAGACAAGCUUCCAUCGUAGUCUCCAAUCAUUCGGGUUCUCCAUACACCCGGUCAGCUCCGCAGCUCUGUUACUUGAUAAUCAUUAUGUUUGUAUUAUUUAAAUUUUAUAUUUUUUAACAUGCAUUUAUUAGCUUAAUUACAUAAUACUUGCUUUCUCAAGCAUGUGCACGCUGUUAAACUCAAUUUAAAUCUAAGCAUGUAUAUAUAUUGAAGAAAAUCCACAAAAGAAAUAUUUAAUUUAUUUAUUCCAGCUGUUUUGUCCAGCACAUACAGUAUAGCUCCACAGUACAUAGAUAAUUUGGCUUUUCAAAAAGUGCUUUAUCUCCUUAAAGUGCACCGAAUACUGAGAUUGUCUCAACACGGCUUAUUUUCUAAGUCUUCCAUUCAUUGCUCUAAACAUAAUAAUGACAAAACAAAAAUAUUGAAGUAUAUUGUUGCUUAAAAAAAUAAUGCAUUGAGUACAUGUGUGUUCGGUAGAAUAAAUAAAAUAUCUAGGAUUGGAAUGAUUACCUAUAAAUGCUAUUUUGGUUGAACAA
Messenger RNA from Nerophis ophidion (straightnose pipefish), 5770 nucleotides. RefSeq names its product phosphorylase kinase, alpha 1a (muscle) (gene phka1a). Gene Ontology annotation, biological process: glycogen metabolic process. The record is from RefSeq and is a predicted model, not a curated record. Bases 173 to 3964 code for a protein of 1263 amino acids. Lineage: Eukaryota; Metazoa; Chordata; Actinopteri; Syngnathiformes; Syngnathidae. The transcript is spliced from 33 exons. Gene Ontology annotation, molecular function: calmodulin binding. Gene Ontology annotation, cellular component: phosphorylase kinase complex.